GGCUCGAAUACUCAACAUCAUGAGACCGACACAAAUCGUGCAAAGUGGAAUGCCCACAGGGGACAAAUAUAUGGGUUGGUGGGGAAGUAUGGGAGGACCAAAGCAAAAAGGUGUUUAUCAAUAUUCCAUUUCACCUUUCCAACAAAAUGCAAUGGCAGGCGCUUUGCGUAACUAUGUCUUUUAUGGUUACAAGAGAAUUUUGCAACAAGCACCUUACUUUGCAAUUCCUUUCGCUUUAGGUUACGGAAUUUACUCUUGGGGCAGAUCCCGCAACGAAUUCCUCAACUCAAAGGAAGGACAUCGCCUACACGGUGGUGAAGAAGAGUAAUCUGUACCGAUCAUAAUGCCUAAAUUCGAAUCGAUUCCUCUGAACUGUAGUUUGAAUGGUGGGGUGGGGAUACUGAAGUUGAAAUGAUGCUACACAAAGUAGGUGAGGUAAUGUAGCGGAUCUUGUGAAGAAGCUACUUUGUGAAGGAAGAGAAGUUCAAGAUACCGAUAAAGUGCAGGUUAGUCUUCCCUGGACUGCGUAUUGUCCUACUCAUUUCGUUGAUAUCAUUUGGUGGCACCUCUCCAUUUCCAUCGCAGUGAGCUCACAGACUUUGCUUUACUCUACUUUAGCAUUGUUCUUCGACUGAUUUGAUCGCGAUGAUUGUAUGAUGGAAAGAGCACUGUAGAAUGAAGGGAGUAAAGGAAGUAUCCUACCACACAUG
Molecule: messenger RNA, 710 nt
Organism: Meira miltonrushii
Lineage: Eukaryota; Fungi; Basidiomycota; Exobasidiomycetes; Exobasidiales; Brachybasidiaceae
Product: putative ubiquinol-cytochrome c reductase complex 11 kDa protein
Exons: 2
Coding region: 20-328 (102 amino acids)
Biological process (GO): mitochondrial electron transport, ubiquinol to cytochrome c
Source: RefSeq, a predicted model, not a curated record